AUGUUUGAAGAAUUCAACCUUUCAGAAUCAGAUUCUAACCUCCAAAAACCCCAAAGAGGACGUAGUUAUCAUGAUCGUUAAGGUAUCUCUAAAAAUAAAUUAUAGCAACAAGUUAAGAAAAACUAGAAACUCAACAAUAAUAUCAAUAUUUUUAAAAGUUUCUUGAAAGCUGCCAAAAUAUCCCUAUUGAUUUUACUUAUCUGAGUGAAUAUUUUAAUAUACCUUUUCAUGAUUGCCCUAAUGAUUAGGAAAUUUUUAAAAUUCAAAAAAAAAUACAUAGCCGGCGCUUUUCAAUAAAUUAAAAAAAGAGCUGGAGUCUAGAUGAAAAAAAAGUAUUGGUUUGGGUUAUUGGAAAAUAUUGUUAACUUAAUUAGAAAAAUUGUAGAUUUUUAGAUAACCAAGACUUCAUUGAGAUAAGUAAAUAUCUUAUCAGAAGAAAUGUUGAUAAUAUUAGACAAAAAUGGUUCUCAAUGUUAAAAACCUCUUUAGUAGCUCAACCUUUUAAAAAAGAAGAAGAUUAAGAAAUUCUCAUUCUCUAUGAAAAAUAUAAGCAUAAAGAUAAAAAAUGGAAAUUGAUAGCAAAUGAAAUGAAUAGUAAUCAUCUAAUUUAUCGAACUUGUAAACAGCUUAGAGAAAGAUGGAUAAACUACUUAGAUCCUAGUUUAUUAAAGAUUAAAGAUCCUUGGACUGAUAGAGAGGACCUAGAAUUAAUUUAUCAAAUAUAAUAGAAAGGUAAAAAAUGGAUAGAGAUUGCAAAAAUAUUGAAAAGAAAUGAAAAUUAAGUUAAAAAUCGAUUCAAUUGUUUAUUAAAGAGAGAGGAUGUACAAAAUGAUUUAAAUAAAUUGAUCGAUAAGAUUUUAUGGAAAAUUAGCAAGUAGCCAGUAGAUAGAAAUUAAUAAGAUUAAGAAAGACAUGAAUUUGUUUAUAAUAAAAAUUAGAGUUUGCUUUUAACAAUAGCACAGAUAGAAAGUUUAUAAAAAGAAGAAGUUCAUGAACUUACCCCUUGUAUGGUUAAUUUAAAAACAAAUCAAAUUUAUUUUACACCAAUUAACAUUUUAUAAGGUUUGUUAAGAAUAGAAAAACCAGAAUUUAAUGAUGAUUUUGAACUAGCCAAAAAAGAUAUUGAGAAAUUUGAAUCGAUACCUCACCAAUUUUAUCAUUCUUUAUCUAUUAUAAGUGAAGAGUAUUCUAUUUCAAAAAACUAAGAAUAAAUUUAGCACAAUAUUAAAUCUUUGGCAGAUGUAUCUAAUUUCGAAUCUCCAUAAAUGCCUAAAUCUCUUAAAAAUAAUUCAAUCUUUCAUCAUAGAAGAUUCUUAACUACUUUAAAAUACAAAUAUUUUAAAUAUCGGACUGAUUUUAAUCUUCCUUAAAUUACUAACUAUAAUUAAUAGAGAUCGUUGCCCUUAUUUAUUAUAUGUUGA
Molecule: messenger RNA, 1421 nt
Organism: Paramecium sonneborni
Lineage: Eukaryota; Ciliophora; Oligohymenophorea; Peniculida; Parameciidae
Source: the annotation of a GenBank genome assembly